CUCUUCAGCAAACCAGUCUUCCAGAGGCUCUUGUAUUCUCUCUCCUCAGAUCUCAUUCCUCACGAAAUGUCUCUGGUGGCCAACGAAGAUUUUCAGCACAUUUUGCGUGUGCUAAACACCAACGUUGAUGGAAAGCAGAAAAUUAUGUUCGCUAUGACUUCCAUCAAGGGUAUUGGAAGGCGUUUCGCUAACAUCGUUUGCAAGAAGGCCGAUGUAGACAUGAACAAGAGGGCCGGUGAAUUGACCGCACAGGAGCUGGACAACCUCAUGACCAUUGUUGCAAACCCGAGGCAGUUUAAAAUCCCCGACUGGUUUUUGAAUAGGCAGAAGGAUUAUAAGGAUGGAAAGUAUUCCCAAGUUGUGUCUAAUGCUCUUGACAUGAAGUUGAGAGAUGAUUUGGAGCGCUUGAAGAAGAUCAGGAACCACCGUGGUCUGAGGCACUACUGGGGACUUCGUGUCCGUGGUCAGCACACCAAGACGACUGGUCGCAGAGGGAAGACUGUUGGUGUGUCUAAGAAGCGUUGAAGGCUUCAUAUAUAUUUAAACAAAAUAUAUAUUCUCUCUCAGUUUAUUUCCUUGCUUGUAAGCAUUGUCUGCAGGAGGACAAAUUUUGGGUGUGUUUUUCCCUUGUUUCAAGACAAUUAGAGUAGUGUUUGAAUCAAAUUUUGUUU
Molecule: messenger RNA, 671 nt
Organism: Hibiscus syriacus
Lineage: Eukaryota; Viridiplantae; Streptophyta; Magnoliopsida; Malvales; Malvaceae
Product: 40S ribosomal protein S18
Exons: 4
Coding region: 67-525 (152 amino acids)
Biological process (GO): translation
Cellular component (GO): ribosome; cytosol; small ribosomal subunit
Molecular function (GO): RNA binding; structural constituent of ribosome
Source: RefSeq, a predicted model, not a curated record